Molecule: messenger RNA, 1373 nt
Organism: Periconia digitata
Lineage: Eukaryota; Fungi; Ascomycota; Dothideomycetes; Pleosporales; Periconiaceae
Source: the annotation of a GenBank genome assembly
UAUUGUCGUGGUCUUGGCCUCGAUAUCGCUCACUCCAUAUUCAAUCCGGGUCGAUUAUCUCAUUCCUCCAUCAACAUCCGUUGUGCACAGCUGGCUGGCCUUCCACCCCUUUGCUACCAGUCCUGUUCUAUAUACCCCAUGUACUGUGUAUACCUAAUCACAUGGUACCACACAUAAGAGGGCUGCUCGUGGAGCGGCAGUUCUCUCAUGUAUUACCAUCGGGUGCCGUUACACCUAUUGCGCAUGAGUCUCGGGGUGCAGCAAUCAUAAUCGGCAACGCAACAUGCCAAAUAGUAGGGACGUUGUUCUUCCUCGCACGAGUAUAUUCUCGCGGUGUAAUUAUUAAUUCGUGGAAGGCUGAAGACACCACUCUGGCAGUGGCUUGGCUCUUCGCUACGGGAUUCAGCAUAUGUCAAUAUGCCCAAGUCUAUCUGGGCUACGGUCAUCACCUGACCUACAUUUUCCGGCACUUGGGAGCUUACCACAGCAGCGUAUCGCAGCAAUACGCUUUCGCCUCGCAAAUUCUCGUGCUCUUCGCGCUGGCGGCACCGAAACUCAGCAUCUGUCUGACGUAUCUACGGCUUGUUUCUUCCGACACGUGGGGGAGACGCCUGAUCAAACUCCUCAUCGUCGUUGUGGUCGCGCCAACCAUCCCCUUCAUCUUCGGUUCCAUUUUCCAGUGCCGGCCCAUCAGCGCGUACUGGACCGAAGGCCGACCAGCGUCGAAAUGCGCCGAAGACAUCUCCGGCCUGUGGAUCUCGGGCGGAAUGAGUAUAUUCGUGGACCUGGCGCUCGUAGUCAUAGUCCUACCGCAAGUGCUGAGGUUGCAUCUUAAUACGCGCCAGAGAUGGUCUCUUAUCUCCAUCGUCAUGCUGGGCUUGCUGGCCGCAGGCGCGGGCUUGACGCGGAUCGUACGUGUGAAUACGACGCUGCGCAAGCAGGACUUCGACCCUAGCUGGGAUAUGUACGACCUCUCCAUCUGGACAGCUACAGAGAUCUAUGUCAGCUUAAUAUGCGCGGCUGCGCCUGGAAUGAAGCCUCUGGUGUCGAAAAUAUUGCCGAAAUUGUUGGGAUCGACGCUGGCGAGCGACAAGCAUACUGCCACUACCGGCUACAAGAGUACACAUCCGCCUGAUUCGGUGGAAUUGAGUUUGUCUAGGCAGCGGCGAGGGACGAUUGGGAGCACGCGAGUCCGGAGGAAUACGCAUGAUUCGAUUUUGGAGGAAGGAGACGGUCCAUAUACUGAGGUGGGAAGGGGCGUGGAUGGGAGGGACGAUGAUGAAGUGAGUGUGGAGAGUAAAUGGAGUGCCACCGUAGUUGCGGAGAGACUUCCUAGGAUAGAGGAAGUGGAGGCGACGAGAGAUGUUCCUUGA